This is a messenger RNA of Eremothecium gossypii ATCC 10895, 2325 nucleotides long. It is a transcript of the gene AFG2, whose product is annotated as AAA family ATPase AFG2. The record is from RefSeq and is marked provisional. Gene Ontology annotation, molecular function: ATP binding; ATP hydrolysis activity. NCBI's taxonomy places the organism in Eukaryota, Fungi, Ascomycota, Saccharomycetes, Saccharomycetales, Saccharomycetaceae. Gene Ontology annotation, cellular component: cytoplasm. The transcript has a single exon. Bases 1 to 2325 code for a protein of 774 amino acids.
AUGGCUCCAAAGGCGUCAGGAGGAGUAGGAAGCGGCACGAAGAAGAAAGCGGGCUCAGACACGAACUCCGAGAAGAAGACGAGCUCGAAGCCGAAGCUGCCAGCUUUGUAUAUCACUAGACCGGUGGGGAAUGAUAUAACCAAGCGCAGUACAGUGGCCGUGCUAAGCCCAGAAGUUUUACAAGCAUCUGAGUUCCGUGUGGGUGAAAUCUGUUUAGUAGCUAAAGAAGGCCAGCGCGGCGUGGCUGCUAUAAUCCAGAGCGGAAGCGAAGACCAACCAGCUGCUGUGGUGCAAUUGGCCGCACCGCUGCGGGCGGUGGGCGGCGUACUGCUGGGAGAUCGGGUAACCGUGCGCAAGCUACCAGUGCAGCCUUCGUAUGCUACCAAUGUCACGGUAGCAAGUCUUGAGGGCCACGUGUUAGGCAGCGGAACCAAGGCUAUUGAGAAGCUACUGAAUGAUGCCGGUAUAAUCAUGCCCGGCCAGAUAUUUAAGGACGUGCUUUUGGAUGAAAGUAGCGGGCUGCGUGGAAACAUAGUUGUGACCGAUAUCAACAGCAACGCUGACUUGGCUGAUGAGGUCGCUAAGCUGGCAGUCACGGAUAGCGCCGACGUAGACGUCUGUCUCUCUCCCCCAGGGCUAUUUCUCAAGGGUAAGACAACUGUGUUCUACUCGCAAUCCCACCAGGUACACCAGCGGUUUCGGUUGCCACAGCGAAUCAAUUACCAGUCGGUCGGCGGUCUCUCAAAGGAGAUUCAGCAGCUCAAGGAGACAAUUGAAGCACCUUUGUGCGACGGUGAAUUUUAUCAUGAAUGCGGUGUUGAACCCCCAAGAGGCAUACUGCUCCAUGGCCCACCAGGGACUGGUAAGACAAUGCUGUUGCGGUGUGUCGCUAAUGAAAACGACGCCCAUGUGCAGAUUAUCAACGGCCCUUCACUAACCUCCAAGUUUUUGGGUGAGACGGAGGAGAGGUUGCGUGCGAUAUUUGACGAAGCGCGCCAGUUCCAACCGUCGAUUAUAUUGAUAGAUGAGAUAGAUUCCAUUGCACCUAGUCGGGAUAGUGAUGACGCUGGUGAAGCAGAAAGCAGAGUGGUAGCCACUUUACUCACUCUCAUGGAUGGUGUGGACAGUAGCGGCAGCAUUGUGGUGGUGGCAACAACCAAUAGGCCUAAUAAGAUUGAUCCGGCGCUGAGAAGACCUGGCCGUUUUAAUGUGGAAGUAGAAAUUGGCGUGCCAGAUGCAGCAGCCCGCUUGGAGAUACUCAUGAAGCAGGUAAGCCGCAUGGCUGAGAGUCGGCGUGGGUUCACCGACCAAGAUAUUGCCGAGAUUGCAGCAAAAACGCAUGGCUAUGUUGGAACCGACCUGAGUGGACUAUGCGCGCUUGCUGUUGGCAAAAGUAAGCAUAGAGCUGUGAAGCAGGAAAUCCCGUUGUCGCAGGUGAAGAUCAGUCUGUGCGAUUUUGAAGCUGCGCUGCUGGAGGUCAAGCCAAGCGCCAUGCGUGAGAUAUUCCUAGAAACUCCAAAGGUCUAUUGGUCGGACAUUGCGGGCCAGGACCAACUGAAGCGCGAGAUGGAAGAGGUAAUCGAACUCCCACUGAAGGGAGCAGAAAAACUGAAAAGACUUCGCAUCACGCCGCCAAAAGGUAUUCUGCUCUAUGGCCCCCCUGGCUGCUCCAAGACCCUUACAGCCAAGGCUCUCGCAACGGAAUCUGGCUUCAACUUCUUCGCCAUAAAGGGCCCCGAAGUCCUGAACAAGUACGUCGGCGAAACAGAGCGCACCGUGCGCGAGCUCUUCCGCAAAGCCAAGGUGGCAGCCCCCAGCAUCAUUUUCAUUGACGAAAUAGACGAGCUUGCGAAGACCAGGGAUGAGGACGCGGGCUCUUCAGCCGCGGCAAACGUCCUCAUCACAUUGCUGAACGAGAUAGAUGGUGUUGAGGAGCUCAAUGGCGUCGUGGUGGUCGCAGCCACCAACAAGCCCCACAUCAUCGACUCAGCUCUCAUCCGCUCGGGGCGCCUGGACAAGCACAUCUACGUCGCGCCGCCCGACUUUGAGGCCCGCCUGCAGAUCCUACGUAAUAACACUCGCACCUUCGGCCUCGAUGAUCCAGAUGCCAUAUUAAAGAGACUAGCCGAACAGACAGCGCACUGUUCUGGUGCUGCAGUCGCCCAACUAUGCAGAGACGCUGCAAUUGCGGCGACCCGAGAGGAUUAUGAGGGCGGCAAUGUCGAGGAACGUCAUUUCCUGGAGGCACUGCCAAGGCUAACCAGGGACGUGACUCCAGACGUUCUGCUGCCCUACCAGACUUUCGCUGAAAAGCGUGGCAUAUAG